Messenger RNA from Penicillium verhagenii, 969 nucleotides. RefSeq lists its product as uncharacterized. Lineage: Eukaryota; Fungi; Ascomycota; Eurotiomycetes; Eurotiales; Aspergillaceae. The transcript has 5 exons. The record is from RefSeq and is a predicted model, not a curated record. The coding region runs from base 1 to 969 and encodes 322 amino acids.
AUGUCGAACUUGAUGCACAAAGUCAAAGAUGUCCUUACCGGCCACCAUGACUCGGACAAUAAAGAGUCCUCUCGUGACUCGAAUGUGACGAAGAAGAUGGAUGAUACUCGCGAUGCCUAUGGCACUGGGAACAACUGGAGCUCCAAUGCAAAUACCCAAGAUCCUACUAGCACCGGGGACUACGGUUCAAACACCAUGGGCUCUGACAACUACGGUGCCAGCGGCUAUACCGGUACUCAACCCAAUACCAAGCUACCUGGUGUGAUGGAAGAUACUAGCAACACCUAUGGAUCCACUAAUACAGGUAGUGGCAACUACGGAUCCAGUGGCUUGGGCAGUGGUACUCAGGAUUCUAUGACCAACAGAAUGGGAGAUACCACUAACGCUUACGGUGGAUCCAACAUCGGCAGUGAUACAUAUGACUCCGCCAACAAAGCCAAAGACUACGGUACCGGCUACAACCAAACCAAGCCGAUCGGCUCCGAAACAUACGAUGAUCCUCCAACCGGAAACACUGGUUCGGGGUUGAACACCGACUCCUACGGAUCUGAUACGAAGGACUAUGGUACUAAUGCCUUGAACACCGGAACUGGCGAGUCGCAAAUGUCCAACAAAAUGGGCAGUGAACUGGAUAACCGUGCAACCUACGGCACUGGUACUGGCACCGGCCAGACAGGUGGGUUGUACACCUCCAACUACGGCGACGACGUCGGCAGCGGGAACAAGUACAACACUCGCUCAAAGGCGAGCUCUGAUAUGCCCAGUCAAUUGGGAACGCAGGCCGAUUCUGGUAUGGACAACCAGGGCUUCGGUGGGGCUGCUGCAGGUGGUAGCAGCUACAAUGCACCCGAGGCUGGUAAGAGACGUUCUUCCGGACCGCACAGCUCGAAUCUUCUCAACAAACUUGAUCCACGCGUGCGCAGUUCCGAUUAUGAGGGCAAUGCUAUGGGCAACCAGCGCGGAAACUAG